AUGACAGCUAAGAAGUCUGGCUCACGACUGGAGACAGAAAUUGAGCGGUGUCGGUCUGAAACACAAUGGGACAAAAUCCCGGAGCUGGUCAGGCAGCUUUCAGCCAAGCUCAUCUCCAAUGAUGACCUCGGAGAGCUGCUGUUGGGGGAGUGUAAACUGCAGACCUAUCUAAAGGAGAAUCCCAUCAAACAGGGAGCAAGUCCAAGAGGCUCCCGGCCCACACUGGUUGAGGUCAGAAAGCACCUCACUGCAGCUUUGGACCGGGGAAACCUCAAGCCUGACUACCUUCAGGAAGCCAGUCUGCUGAUGGCUAAGCUCUGUUACGUGGAAGGGGACUACAAUGAUGCUUUGAGUAACUACAACAAGGUCAAUCUGGAUGAUCUGCAGCUUGGAGGGGCUCCUGUCUAUAGGCUUUCUAUGAUUGCAGAGGCAUAUGCAACUAAAGGUCUAUGUCUUGAAAAGGUGCCUGCCUCGUCUCCAUCUCUGACCAACAAAAACACAAGCUCCCCAUCAUCUAACAAGGGCACAACAGCAAGGGAGCAGGAAAUCAUCACAUGCUAUGAAAAAUCAGGGGAUAUUGCACUUCUUUACCUGCAGGAAGCCGAGAAGGCCUUGUCCGCAGGAAUGCAGAACCGUAGUCCUAAACCAGGUCCAGCGACUCAGGAACAAGAGUUGGGCUAUUUUCUGGAGACUGGAAUGCAAAGAGCUCAUGUCAUUCACUUCAAAAAUGGCAACUUGACCCGUGGUGUGGGGCGAUUUCGAGAAAUUCUUCGGGCUGUGGAGACAAGAACCACUCAGACCUUGCGCAUGACCAUAGCGAGACAGCUUGCGGAGAUCUUGCUUAGGGGGAUGUGUGAGCAGAGUUACUGGUCACCCCUGGAAGACCCGCCCACUGUGUCGCCAUUGGACGAUCCCACUCGCCACGGACAUGUUCUCAGCAAGAAUUACACUCUGACCCGGCGUCCUCGAGUCUACUCUGGGGAAAACCUAUUUUGCCCUCAGGAGAAUACAGAGGAGGCACUACUGCUUCUUCUCAUUAGUGAGUCCAUGGCAAACCGUGAUGCUGUUUUGAGCCGCAUACCAGAACACAACAACGAUCGCAUCAUCAGCCUCCAGUCCGCUUCUGUGGUGUAUGAUCUUUUGACCAUUGCUCUUGGACGGAGAGGGCAGUACGAGAUGCUUUCCGAGUGUUUGGAACGAGCAAUGAAGUUUGCUUUCGAGGAGUUUCAUUUGUGGUACCAGCUCGCUCUUUCACUGAUGGCUGCUGGGAAAUCCGCUCGGGCCGUCAAAGUUCUCAAAGAGUGCAUUCGCUUGAAGCCGGACGAUCCCACAAUCCCGCUACUUGCUGUCAAACUUUGCAUUGGGCCUCUUCACUGGUUAGACGAAGGAGAGACAUUUGCAAAGAUGGUUAUUGAGAUGGGGGAGAAAGCAGCAGAGUUCAGAGCCAAAGGGUACUUGGCCAUAGGGCUGGUUUAUAGCCUUAAAGCCACAGAUGCGUCAUUGAGAAGUUUGCAAGAGGAAUACCAGAGAAAAGCUUUAGGGGCAUUUCAAAGAGCCCAGAGUUUGUCACCUACCGACCAUUUAGCAGCUUUCUACCUGGCUCUUCAGCUGGCUGUGUCACGGCAGAUCCCUGAGGCUUUAGGAUACGUGCGGCAGGCGUUACAACUGCAGGGAGAUGACGUCCACUCCCUCCACCUGCUCGCCCUCCUGCUGUCUGCACAGAAACACUAUCAUGACGCUCUGAACAUCAUCGAAAUGGCCCUGUCAGAAUACCCAGAGAAUUUUAAUUUGCUGUACACCAAAGUGAAGUUGGAGUCGAUGUGCAGAGGGCCGGAAGAAGCGCUGCUGACCUGUAAACACAUGUUGCAAAUUUGGAAGAGUUUUUAUAACCUGACCAAUCCCAGCGAUUCUGGCCGUGGCAGCAGCCUCUUGGACCGAGCCAUGGCCGACCGACGCCAGCUGAACGCCAUGACUCUCCCGGACUUCAGCGACCCGGAGACUGUUUCUGGUUCUUCCUCAUCUCAGUCGGGCUCAGAUCCAAUCUCCCCCACCUCCCCCACCUUCCCCACCUCCCCCACCUCCCCCACCUCCCCCACCUUCUCCACCUUCUCCACCUUCUCCACCUUCUCCACCUCGCCCACCUUCCCCACUCCAUCCUCUCCGCUGCCCUCCCCUUGCUCUCCGGUCUUCAUUCUGCAGUCUCCCCCUUUCUCUCCGCUCAGACCCCUGCCCUUCACACCCACCACUCCCCUCCCGCCCUCACCCAUCUCCCCCACGUGUUCUCUGCCGCCCAUCAAGACCCAGACGCACUCGUUCUGUAGCCACAAGGCGCUGCGGCAGCUCUCCCACAGCUGCUCGGUCCAUGCCACGUCCAUCGCAGCCAGCAGAGUGGAGCAGGCUUUGUCUGAAGUGGCCUCUUCUCUUCAGAGCAGUGCCCCCAAACAUGGACCCCUGCACCCCUGGAUGACACUGGCUCAGAUCUGGCUGCAUGCAGCCGAAGUGUACAUUGGGAUGUCUAAGCCAGCUGAAGCCACGGCGUGCACACAGGAGGCAGCCAACCUGUUCCCCACCUCCCAUAAUGUGCUGUACAUGCGGGGGCAGAUCGCGGAGCUGCGGGGCAAUAUCGAAGAGGCCAAGCGCUGGUACGAGGAGGCCCUGUCCAUCAACCCCACGCACGUGAAGACCAUGCAGAGACUGGGCCUGAUCCUGCACCAGCUUCAGCGCUACAGUCUGUCUGAGAAGGUCCUACGAGACGCCGUGCAGGUCAACAGCACUGCUCACGACGUCUGGAACAGUCUGGGCGAGGUGCUGCAGGCCCAGGGAAACGCCGCCGCAGCCACAGAGUGCUUCCUAACGGCGCUGGAGCUAGAGGCCAGCAGCCCCAUUCUGCCAUUCACCAUCAUACCAAGAGCUCUAUAA
Molecule: messenger RNA, 2919 nt
Organism: Knipowitschia caucasica
Lineage: Eukaryota; Metazoa; Chordata; Actinopteri; Gobiiformes; Gobiidae
Source: the annotation of a GenBank genome assembly